Pelobates fuscus (common spadefoot toad) is the source of this 2688-nucleotide messenger RNA. RefSeq names its product G protein-activated inward rectifier potassium channel 4-like. Gene Ontology annotation, cellular component: plasma membrane. Gene Ontology annotation, biological process: regulation of monoatomic ion transmembrane transport; potassium ion import across plasma membrane. The coding region runs from base 271 to 2097 and encodes 608 amino acids. The transcript has 4 exons. The record is from RefSeq and is a predicted model, not a curated record. NCBI's taxonomy places the organism in Eukaryota, Metazoa, Chordata, Amphibia, Anura, Pelobatidae. Gene Ontology annotation, molecular function: inward rectifier potassium channel activity.
GACAGCUUACUGAGUGACCUCCUUCUGCAGGGGAUUGUAGACUCAGAGACACUGCUACACAUCGAUGCAUCAACACGGUCAUCAGCCAUACAUGGGGUCUCAGACUCUCUUUGACUCUAAAUGAUCUUUCUUUACCAGAUCAGCCUGCUGCUUUUCUUGAGGGACUGUCAACUGGUUAUUUGAAACCCCUUCAAAGACAGCAGAAUGAGGAUCAUGCGGAAACUAGGCCAUGCUCUUGUCUAAACUUACAAGGUUAUCAUUUGACGCACAAUGGCGUUGGCUGCUCCCAGCAGCAGUCUGGACUUACAAAAGGACAAUGGAUCGUGUGUGAGAAAUCACAUCAACGAUGGGAGGCUGAAAGUAGCAGAAGACCCUCGGGUAAGGAGGAAUUCUGUUCCUCCAGCACAGACUCCAACUGCAAAGCAUAUGUUAGCUUAUUUGCCCCGGCCGCCCACGGACACCAGCAGAUAUGGAACCUUCCCUCAAAAGCCCGAAACAAUGGUUGUUUCUGCAACAUCUUGUGAAGAUCACAAUCAAAGAAAUGAAUUUAUUGCCCCCAAAAAAGGAGGUAUCAUCUCGAGCUUCAUCCCACUGUCUUAUUCCAGCAGUGCUAAAGAAGCACGUCAAAGAAGAUUUAGUGCUGUAGAAUCUUCCAAUAUUCCUGCUACUCCUCCUCCACCUGCCAAGAAAAGGAUGAGCGUAACUAUUAAAACUGAAGACUUACCACGCUACCAACGAGCUGCCAAGCAAGAGAUGCCAACUCGAGAACUCAGUAGUAGCAAGUGGUACCCUAGACAUGCGCUCAGUGUUCCCAAUAUUCCCAUGCGUAGUAAGACACCUACACGUAGUGUUGUUUCAGCUCCUGUUACGACAAAAUCUCACCGGAUGCGUUGUAAGCUCAUGUACGAUGACCGACAGCUCUUUAACCUUACUAAUCGUCAGACUCGACAGAGGUAUGUCACCAAGGAUGGGAAGUGCAGGGUCAACCUUGGGAACAUUGUGGAAAAGAAAAGAUUCUUGUCGGAUAUUUUCACGACCAUUGUGGAUCUAAAAUACCGCUGGUUCAUAUUUGUUUUCAUGUUGUGUUAUAUUGUCACCUGGGUUUCAUUUGCAGUUAUUUAUUUUUUGGACGCCGUCAUUAGAGACGACGUGAAUCAUAUUGGGGAACCUGAGUGGAAGCCUUGUAUUGACAAUGUAGAUUCUUUCCUUUCUGCCUUACUCUUCUCAGUGGAAAGUCAACGAACAAUUGGCUAUGGAACAAGGAUGGUAACUGCCUAUUGCCCAGAGGGUGUAAUAUUGCUAAUGGCCCAGUCAAUAAUAGGCUCAGUGAUUGAUGCACUUAUGGUGGGCUGCAUGUUUGUUAAGAUCUCCCGGCCUAAAAAAAGGGCCCAGACUCUGAAAUUCAGUAAGAAAUGUGUUUUAUCGCACAGGGACGAAAAACUCUGUUUGAUGUUCAGGAUUGGUGAUCUAAGAGAUAGCCACAUGGUAGACGCCAAAAUAAGGGCUAAACUGAUCAAAUCUCGACAGACAAAAGAAGGGGAAUUUAUUCCACUGGAACAAUCAGAGAUUAACCUGGGUUACGAUACUGGAGAAGACCGUCUCUUCUUGGUGGAACCCCAGAUCAUCUGCCAUUUCAUCAAUGACCAUAGUCCUUUCUGGGAAAUGACUGCAGAGUCAUUGAAAAGGGAGCAGUUUGAAAUUAUUGUAAUACUCGAGGGCAUUGUCGAAGCAACAGGUAUGACCUGUCAAGCUAAGACUUCUUACACUGAAGAUGAGAUAUUGUGGGGUCAUAGAUUUGAGCCAUGCAUGAGUCUGGAAAAAGGAGCCUUCCGUGUUGACUACACCCAUUUCGAUAAGACGUUUGAUGUCCAAACACCCUGGGGAAGUGCAAAGGAGAUGCAAGAGCAGAACGAUAUGGAGCAAAAUGACAGAUCAACCCUUAGUCUCUACUGGGACAACAUGCUCCAGACUUGUGUCCCUGAUGAGAACAACACAGUUCCUGGACCUUUUUUUCAUGAAAACCAGGAAAAAUUUGACUUCCCCAGUAUUGCCGAAGAAAGGAGUAAGGAGUCCGAGAGCAAUGAUCAUAAAGUCUGAUCACCCGUUAUUGCCAAUAAUUAAAAAGAAAACAUUUUGUGACGGUUUCUUUUUCCCCAAAUCUUUAAUAAUUUUCAAAAUGCGCAAUAAAAAGUUGAACCCAUAAACAUAAUGUGGAACAAAAUAAGCACAUUUCAUUGCAAAAUAUAUUGGAACCACAUCUGUUCCCCAAUAAUAAUAAAUGUAUGAUACUUUGUCAUCAUCGCCCCCAAUACAUCUACUAUUCUCUGUUAGAUGUGAGCAUCUCUACUCUUUUUAAUAAAUAUCCAAGUGUCUGAAAAUCCAACUAUAAUAGCUAGUUUCUACCUUAAUGUUUUUUCCUUCCUUUCAUCCUCUGUUAAUUUGUUACUGUGUCUAAAAUGAUUUUAUUUUUAAUGGUGAUCUUCAUACAUUUAAUUUCUGUCCUAAUUAUUUUAUUCAAAGUCUUCCAUUUCAAGUGCACGGCUUAAAUACAAGACUCAUGGAGUUUUGUCACUUGUCACUUUUUUUCUAAUCUGCAAGACAAAUGCAACACGUGCACCAUAGCACAAUCUGAAAAUUGUGUCUACUAGGCAGCACAAUCCUGAUAGAACUACACUCACAUUUGCCAAU